Molecule: messenger RNA, 2418 nt
Organism: Polistes dominula (European paper wasp)
Lineage: Eukaryota; Metazoa; Arthropoda; Insecta; Hymenoptera; Vespidae
Product: zinc finger protein 346
Molecular function (GO): zinc ion binding; nucleic acid binding
Source: RefSeq, a predicted model, not a curated record
AGUGUGUGUUUAUGAAAUUGUCUAUCUGAAAUAGAAAAAACAAAAUCAUAUCGAUGCGGUAUAUAUAUAUAAUAUAAGUAUGUGUGUAAACGUAGAAUAGCCCUGUCAAGUUUGCUUCGACGAAAAUAGAAACCACAUCGGUAUUGAGCCUUGAAAAAUGUCUAACGCGAAGAUAAUAAAGAAUCCAGAAGUACCGGGAUUAGAAUGUUUCUUACCACCACCUCCGCCACCUCCACCUCCCACAACUUCAUCGACGAAUGGUAUGUUGACGACUGGUGGUACACAAAAUCAACAACAGCAGGAACAACAAAAAUCAACUGUAGAAACAACGACAACGAAAACGAUGACAACGACGUUAACAACGAUUACAACGGAAACGAUAACGAGCUCAACAACGGUAAAUCCGAACACGAUACAAACGACUCUUCCAAAUUUAGCGGUACCAACUCCGUAUAUCCUGCACCCUCCGAUGCAACCGCAAACACCGUCACAACCAGCCAUACCAUGGUGGAUUUCUACGGAGGCGGACACCUCGGCAGACAUGUAUGCGCAAUGGUACGAUACAUCGUACAAAACUGCACCAGCUGCAAAUACGGUUGUCCAAGUAUCAGCGGUUCAACAAUCGUCGAAACCGAAGAAUAAAUAUUAUAAGCGUAAGAACGAGUUCAUCGAUCCUGCCCAAGAUGCAGAGAAAGUUGCCAGCGCCCAAAGGGAGUUGUCGGCGCUGAUGAAGCCGCUAAAGUGCGAUCUCUGUAACGCGGUGAUGAACUCCACCCUGCAAGCAAAAUUGCAUUACGACGGUAAGCCACAUCAAAAGAAAGUAACCAUGUUUUUAAAUCAAAGCGUGAAGAAACAGAAAUCGGAAGAUGGUCAAGUCAGUAGUACAACUGAUUGGCAAAAUCAGUGCGAUAUCUGUAAGACGUGGUUCUCAUCGCAAAUCGAAGCAUCUCAGCAUUACUCUGGGAAGAAACAUAUAAGAGUAGCUCAUGGGGGUCUUCGCUCGAGGCCGAAAAAGUCACAGAAUCAAAAUCAGUACAACCAAAUAGAUUCGACCGGUCGAUACGGCAUAGGCAUGGCUUUCCAACAAGACGUGCAAGUGCCAGGAACAUCCGCCGUGGUAUCUGAUGUUAGUAACAUCAUGAUGUCACCGCAAGGAACCCCAACUCCCAUUUACACACCUCCAGCAUAUCCCACCCCACUUCGUUGCGAUCUCUGCGGUGUCUCCGCGAAUCGCCAGGAUCAACUAGAAACACACAAACGUGGUGCCAGACACAUGAGAAUGCUCAAACUAAAUGGAUUACCCAUACCUGAACUACUUUCUGAAAGUGAAAAUGCUUCGAGUUCGUCAGGUCCUAUAGAUUAUUCCAUUUAUAGAACACCCUCGGGGCAAUAUUAUUGCGCCCCAUGUAAUCUGUCGCUGAAUUCGGAGAGCACGUUCGCUCAGCACGUGGAAAGUAAGAAACAUAAAAAUCAAUCGAAUCCCAAGUCACCGUUGAACUCAGCAGUAAUAUCGAAGAAAGCAAGAUUCAAGAAGAAAUAAACGAGAGCAGAACGUAUAUAUCACAUAUUUUCAUUCAAAUUUGAUUUUUAUUCAACAGAUUAUCGACAAUCGUUAUGUCGAAUAAGUUAGACGCGUUAUCGAUCUUCACUUUAACGUUUAAAACGGAUUUAAUAAUAAAUUUGUGACGUCUUAACAUAAAAAACUACGCGUAAGAAUCACAUUAAAAAACGCGGUAAAUUUAACGAGCGUUUUUCCUUUUAAAUUAAAUACUCGCGGUGAAUCUUCGUAUCUGCCUGUUAUAUCGUCAACGCAGAUAUUAAGAAUUAAACUUAAGACCGAACAUUCGCCGUCGUCUGCGCCGAUGAUGAGAAACAUAAGCACGUUAAGCUGGGGCCAUAUUUUAAAUGAAAUACCGAUUAACUUUAAAUUAAAUUUACGCUAACUCGAGCGGUUACUAAGCGAAGCCGAGACGGAGUUCGUUACAAUUUCUCUCGGAAACGAUCAUCAUCGUUCAUCAUAUUUAUUCAAUUACAAAACUAUUAACGCUCGCUUGGAUUCAAGUAAGUAUUCUCGUUCCUGCCUAGACGUGGAGAAUUCGCGAGAUCGAAUCGUCGUCGUCGUCGUCGUAAGCCGUCCGUCGCGUUACGCGUCGCGUUCUCCCAAGCCUCCCGUGUCAUGGCCUAUGCGUGAAAUUUAUGCUUCGCUUGUUCCUCGACCUUCCGUAGAAUUUAUGACCAAGAGCGAACGAGCCUAACAUCGAACCCUCUCGGGUCUAUUAAUUACCUGCUAAGGCAACGUGUAUGACUUAUCAACCGUUUACCAGUAUCUUUUUUACCUUCACCUUGGUACGACGAAUAUAUGAUCGAAAGACCGGUAAACGUAUAUUGGAGAAUACUACUGUGUCAGACACGACGAAU